Molecule: messenger RNA, 1124 nt
Organism: Aspergillus brunneoviolaceus CBS 621.78
Lineage: Eukaryota; Fungi; Ascomycota; Eurotiomycetes; Eurotiales; Aspergillaceae
Product: Zn(II)2Cys6 transcription factor domain-containing protein
Exons: 2
Coding region: 133-744 (203 amino acids)
Biological process (GO): regulation of DNA-templated transcription
Molecular function (GO): DNA-binding transcription factor activity, RNA polymerase II-specific; zinc ion binding
Source: RefSeq, a predicted model, not a curated record
GUUAUUGAUGGCACUAUUACUAGCACUACAACAACCACAACAAAGUACCCAUCUACUCCCACCUCCUUUCGACCCUGUAUGACCCACCUUUCUUUCUCAGCUCGCCAGUGAGUCCUUGUUGUCCCUGAAGUCAUGGCCCAACAAGGAUCCGGCUCCACGACCGCCUACCGCCCUCUCGCCCCGAAGCCGACCCUCGUGCCUUCGAAACGGGGGGCUUCCGAUCCUCCGGAGCCGCCAGGGCCUUCGAAACCGGGGAAUGCCAAGAAGGCAGUCAAACGGUCCCCAUCGUCCUGCGUGAAGUGUAGAGAGAAACGCACCAGAUGUACUGCCUAUGAAUCCGGGGUCCCAUGCACCAUGUGCCGGAUCCACCAGGUGGAAUGCAUCCUGCUCCCGCACAGCGACCGGCGCCGGAAGACCACCAUGGAGUACAUGCGGCAGCAGGCCAGCUACUACCGGGAGUUCCUCGAGCAGUUCAUCCGGCUGGCGCGCGCCGACGACCCGGCGCUCAUCUUCGCGGCCGUGGAGAUCAUCCUGGCCAAUCAUCCCGAGGAUGUGACUCGCUCCCUCCUGGAUGCCCUGCUCCCGGACGACCGGACGCCCAUCCUGCCCGAGGAUGAGGAAUUGAUCAAGCCGAUUCGAGAGAGGGAAGCGCAGGCCGCCGCCGCCGCCGCCGCCGGUGGCAGCAGCAGCGGCAGCAAAAGUAAACAUGGCGCGGAACCUGGCCUGGAAUCAGUACCUGAAUAGGAUUGAUGGGGGGUAAAUUUGGGAGGGAGGAGUAGGUGGAGGAGGAGAGCUUCGCUUUCGUUCUAGUCCUCCUCUUUCGAUCUCGCCCUACCCUUUGUGAGGGAACUGCCUACGAUGGCACCAUAUACUACACUUGUGUCGCUGUAUGCCCUUUUUUGCUGGAAGGGCUUGGGGAGGGAGGUCAUCGGUGGAGAAAUGGAUAGAGGGUAGAACAAUGGAGAAAGGACGCGGAGGUAGCAAGAGAUGAAGCAAGAUGGAAUAGCGGCGGAAACAACCGACAGGCAGAAUGCACGGAAAGUGGGACUGUGCAACGGAGAGGGAGCUACUUCUUUACUGAAUUACUGAAUGUGGAGGAGACGCGAGCGGAAAGUGGUGAGGGG